CGAGCUCUCCCAUCAUGGCUGCGCCCUGUGUUGUGUUCUGAAGAGGGUUCGUGUCGCCUGGCCUGGACUUGUGCCCACGCUGCAAUAUGAGGAAGCCCCAGAGACAAGGAAAGUUGCAUCCUCCUCAAGAUGACCUUUUGAGUUCCUGCUGCAGGGGCCGCAUAGAGCUGGGGGAUGUAACGCCCCACAACAUAAAGCAGCUGAAAUUGCUGAACCAGGUGGUUUUCCCUGUGAGUUACAAUGACAAGUUUUACAAGGAUGUCCUAGAAGCUGGGGAACUGGCAAAGUUAGCAUACUACAAUGACAUGGUGGUUGGUGGUGUAUGCUGCCGUGUGGACAUACUGGACGGUCAGCGACGACUCUACAUCAUGACUCUUGGCUGCCUUGCCCCCUACCGCCGUCUGGGCAUUGGCACAAAGAUGCUGGAACAUGUUUUAAAUUAUGUUGAAAAAGAAGGCAAUUUUCACUCCAUAUUCCUGCAUGUUCAAGUGAAUAAUGAUGGAGCGUUAGAUUUCUACAAGAAGUUUGGCUUUGGAGUGGUGGAAACAAAGCAGCAUUAUUACAAGAGAAUUGAGCCUGCAGAUGCCCAUGUUCUUCAGAAAACCCUUGUCAAAUCCUGAAUAUCAGUUAAGUAUAAACAUCACUAGAAACUUGAUAAGGACUGGUAAAUAGAAAAAACAAAAGUUUACUGUGAGUGUGAACUCUGUAUAGUAUUUAAAAAGAAAUUAUCCAGUGUUUUCAACUGUAUUUGCCUCAUGCUGAGGUAGACAUUUGUAUAAAAAACAAACAAAUAAGAAAGCCUGAUAUAAUGGCCAUUGCAAGCCACAAACUGAAUAUAGAGAGGAAUCAGUUGUUUAUCAAAGACUAUAUAUAAUGGAAAGACAAGCAACAAAAGCCUUUGUUCACAACUGCAAUAUGUACUUGGUUAUGUGCACUGUUGUUUCCUUGUGAUUUGAAAGUGAUAUGCAUUGUGAACAAGUCAUUUAUAAGAAGUCAGUUUUACAGUAAAAGACGGGCUUUUGAAGGAAGUUAAAAAGGUAGUAGCAUGUUCAGGAAUGAUAUCCCUGUAGAAUGAAAGGAAGCUAUGAUUAGGAUUUUUUAUUUUAGAUUUGGUUUGAUUAUGAAUUGCCCCAUUGAUUUGGUAUCACCUUGUGGAUAGAAGGAAAAUGCUUUAGGUAUUCUUAUAUUGUAAUACCUCUUAAUCACGUAGUCAUUGUUGUCCAUUUGAAAGGUGAUCAGAUCUUAUCUCAUUUGCCCAAAGCCUUGGUUAUAGGAGGUUUACUAUUCUUUAAUCUUUUUACUUAAUGAGGCUCAAGUGCUGAAUAUAUGUGGAAACUUGAUGCUCAUGCAAAACUUUAUAAUCUUUCUACAUUUUAAGUCACAUUUAUAGCAACACUCUAAAACUGAAUUGUCUUGCAUUGCUGACUUGUUGUUUUUAUAAGAUUGAAAUAUAUGAAAUCAGUUAAGAGUAUAAA
This is a messenger RNA of Penaeus indicus, 1475 nucleotides long. RefSeq names its product probable N-acetyltransferase san (gene san). Bases 87 to 620 code for a protein of 177 amino acids. Gene Ontology annotation, molecular function: N-acetyltransferase activity. Lineage: Eukaryota; Metazoa; Arthropoda; Malacostraca; Decapoda; Penaeidae. The record is from RefSeq and is a predicted model, not a curated record. Gene Ontology annotation, cellular component: NatA complex. Gene Ontology annotation, biological process: mitotic sister chromatid cohesion. The transcript is spliced from 5 exons.